Stereum hirsutum FP-91666 SS1 is the source of this 2869-nucleotide messenger RNA. RefSeq lists its product as uncharacterized. The transcript is spliced from 8 exons. Lineage: Eukaryota; Fungi; Basidiomycota; Agaricomycetes; Russulales; Stereaceae. The coding region runs from base 275 to 2869 and encodes 864 amino acids. The record is from RefSeq and is a predicted model, not a curated record.
CGAUCCCUCCGAUUCUGGGUCCUCCAAAAGCCGUCAUCUCCUGAUCUCCAAUGAUGCUACCAGCGAGCGGUCCCAUGCUGAGCGAGACCAAGCUAUCCUGUGGAACCUCAUCUACAGAUGCGAUUUGGACUUGAAAACUGUGACCCGGCAGCUAGUGGAGCAGGAUUAUGCCGACAUCUUUUGCGCCAUCGCAGCCUUGGAGGUCAACAACAAUGUACACAAGGACUGGAUAUACGACGGCCCAGAACAGGAUAAACGACUCAACUUUUACAAGAUGGCCGUCAUCACCGCCGGGCCAGCCUUCAGAAACGCUUUGGAGGAAGCCGCAAAGAACAGGUCGUUCAAAUUGAUUCGGAAUAGUGCAUUUCUCCGUGAGCCGUUCCCGGUCAGUACCUCGAAACCUAAAGGCAAGGGUGUCGAAGACGUCGGAGACGAGGGUACGCGUCGUAAAGCCGUACGCAAGGCAUGGAGCACGCCUUAUGUCUCGGAUCGCCAUAAACUCCUUGUCGAAAUCAUUACGCGAAUGAAGACGGGAACGAAUACUAGCUUGGCCUCGAAGGCGGGCAAACUUGACGACAAUAAUACCGGCAAACUUGACGGCUCCAAUAAUACCGGCAAACUUGACGGCUCCAAUAAUACCAGCGAACUUGACGACUACAAUAAUACCGUCACCAUCGUGCAGAGCUCUGGUACUGGGAAGUCCAGGAUGGUCGACGAAGCAGCACGUCUUGUAUUCACCCUCCCCUUCAACCUGCGGGGCGAUCAAGCUUCUAUAGUCUUGGCUUAUCCUCCUCCCGAUCCCGAAAUCCGCGAGUAUAUGUAUUUCAUGCCGUAUCCAGAACACGUGACUCGUCUUCAUUAUCACGCGUUUCUCAUGUGUCUCUGCCGAUCAACCGCGGCGGAGGUUCAGUCGGUAUUUAAUGGUCCAAGCGUACCCCAAACGGAGUUUGCCAGCUUGUGGAGAGAGUAUCUCGCAAAAGACGGUGUACGUCGCGAAUUGUAUAGAACCGUUGUGCGAGAGGCUGGCCAGGCUGCCACGCAUGAGACUCACACCGAUCUUAAAGCCGCAGUGGGAUCAAUGCAGGAGAAGACACAUAAAGAAAUAGUUAACCUGCGGAAAAUCAUUGCUUCCAGAAUUAACAACCUUGGAGGAGUGGUCGACAUCUUGUUGUACUUCGAUGAGGCUCACGAGAUGACGAAAAUUCAUCCGGUCGGUAACGACGGAAAGACUCUUUACAGGAUCUUUCUUUCCGUUCUCAAUGAUUAUAGAGAUCACGCGCUUUUCACUGUCUUCCUUUCGACCCUCUCCCACAUCGCCGACUUCGCCCCUCUUCGAAGCCAGUUCGAGUCUGCCCGCGCCUCUAAGAGCGGAGCGCUUCAGGCACCGAUCACGGAAACCCCCUUCGACUGCGACCCAAAUAUUCUCGUGCUCCAAAACACUUACGAUCGGGAGGAGAGUUCGCAACUGCACUUCAUAGCUCGCUUUGGUCGACCUCUGUUCUGGACUACCUUCGCGCAGAUUCCGCAGCACCGAAAUAUACAGGCUUUUAUGCAGACUAUACGUUCCAAGCUCAUCGACGGUCCCGACUGUACUAUUUAUGCCUCAGACUGCAGCGACCUCGGACAGCUGGCCGUCGCGGACGUUCGUCUCUCCCUCCAAUAUGAGCCAAACCUCGAAAGGAGUCAAAGUCUGGACACCCAAGCAAAGCUAGUCGCAAGUCAUAUGCGCAUUGCGUAUUCGGUUCCCGCUCAUCGUGAAUAUAUCCGCUCGGGUUAUCCGAGCGAGCCUAUCUUGGCAGAGGCGGCAGCUCAGCAGCUUCAGCACUGGCGCGAAAAGGACCCAUCGAUUUUGCUUAAUAUCGUCAAAAAGUUUAUGGAGAACGGGCUUCUUGAUCGAGGAGAACGAGGAGAAGUCGUCGCUCGUAUGCUCAUCCUCGAGGCCUUUGACCACGCCGUUUUCAAGGCUGGCAAGUUGAAGGACCCACACGGAAAGUAUCCACUCUACAGCUUUGGCUGUCGUCUGAUAGACUGGAUAGUAUCGUUGUUCGUGGACGACGUGGCCCAAGACAUCUUAAACAGCAAACCGGCCAAUUGUGGGGAGAAGACGUUCGAGGAAGUAUUCAAGGACGCAUGGAUCCGAUUAACGCAUUGGGCCCAGGCUGGCGACGACCACGUAUUCAACACACAUUCCAUGUUCGCAGCUUUCAUUCGAUGCAUGGCGUUCGUCUGCAGGAGGGGAGAGAGCUUCAUCGACCUUAUCAUUCCUGUUCUCCUCUGGGACGAGAAGAUCAAAUCCUCCGUCAUGACCGCUAUUUUCAUCCAGGUCAAGCGCCGAACGAAAGCCGGCAGAUACACUUUCGACGCCGAGAAACAAUUCAAGUUCUUCCAUCCCGAACCUAACCUUGCCAAAGACGACCGCCCUUACGUCACGCUCGUCAUGGACCUCGGCGUGCAGAAUACCCUCCCGAAAUACGCUAAGCUUCCGCAUAACGUCGCUAUUCGUCCUUCCAGCGGUCAUUAUGCGUCGACUCAGAAGCAUCCGCGCUAUGAGAUCUAUGUCUCUGGGUGCUCUAACACGAACUACAAGCUCAUCACGGAAGAACAGCGGGUGAAGUACAGGGAAGUGCUCCGUUUGUCAGAGUUUCUACUCGAGCAUCCUCGCAAAGAAACGAUACCGCAGGUGAUGCAGCUGAAGCCGGUCUUCGCGCUUGGCCCGGAUAGCUACUCCUGGGCCGAUUCGUUCGUGCUCAAUGUCACGGAUCCUCAGGAUGAUGACGAAGAUAUAGAAGAGGGGCACAUCGUCGGUCAUCCUGACUCAGAGGAGGAGCUUCAGAGCUCUGAUUCGGAUGUGGACAUGGGCUCGGGUUGA